This is a messenger RNA of Condylostylus longicornis, 1706 nucleotides long. RefSeq names its product 15-hydroxyprostaglandin dehydrogenase [NAD(+)]-like. Gene Ontology annotation, cellular component: cytoplasm. NCBI's taxonomy places the organism in Eukaryota, Metazoa, Arthropoda, Insecta, Diptera, Dolichopodidae. The transcript is spliced from 7 exons. The record is from RefSeq and is a predicted model, not a curated record. Gene Ontology annotation, molecular function: oxidoreductase activity, acting on the CH-OH group of donors, NAD or NADP as acceptor. Bases 105 to 875 code for a protein of 256 amino acids.
AAAAAAAAAUUAAAUUUCAGAUUACAAUCUUUGCAAGUUAAAGAAAUAAAUAAAAAAAAAAAACAAACAGAAAAAAGAAAAGGAAGAGGAAAAACGAGAGGGUUAUGGAUUUAAAAGGAAGUGUUGCUUUAGUAACAGGUGCAGCUACUGGUCUAGGUCGUUCAUUAUGUGAAGAGCUUUUAAAACGAGGUGCUUGUGUUUCUAUAUGCGAUUUGGAUUCAGAUGCUGGUGAAAAUGCAUGUGAUGAAUUGGGAAAAAAAUUCGGCAAAGAAAAAGUUUUAUUUUGUCAUUGUGAUGUUACUGAUUAUGUACAAUUCGAUGAAGCGUUUCAAACAACACUAGCUGAAUUCGAUAAUAUUGAUAUUGUUAUAAAUAAUGCUGAAAUAAUGAAUGAUAAAUUUUGGGAACUGGAAGUUGAUGUUAAUUUGAAUGGAACAAUUCGUGGUACAUUGUUGGCAUUACAAUUUUUGGGAAAAGAUAAAGGUGGGAAAGGUGGUUGUAUUAUUAAUAUCGGUUCUGCAGCUAGUAUUAAACCACAAAUAUCCACACCGAUAUAUACAGCAACAAAACAUGCUAUUUUAGGACUCUCAAAAUCAUGUGGAGAUAACUAUCAUUUUAAGCAUACAGGGGUAAAAGUUAUAGCUGCAUGUGUUGGACCAUUGGAUACUGGAGCUACAGCACCCAGUAAUCGAUUCAAAUCACCGAUUCAUGAAAAAGCCUGGCAAUUUGAUAUGAAAGGAUUUGUACCACAAAAGACAGAACUUGCAUCUAAAGGAAUCGUUUCGUUAAUUAAAGAAGCAAAUAGUGGAACGAUUUGGACUGUAACUAAUAAUUCAGCGCCAAAAGAAAUACCAUAUUCUGCUGGAAGCAUUUAAAUUUAAAACUUUGUUAAUUCUAAAAUUUAAACAUCGAUUUGAAACAAAUCAUUUUAAAAAUGCACCAAAAACUAAAAGAGCAAGCAUAAAAACAAAAAGAAAGAGUGAAACUGCCAAAAAAUUAAGGAAAUAUUUUUAAAUUUUUGAAAAUUUAAUAUUAUGUAUAGUUAUAUACUCAUAUUGAAAUUUAAAAAUUUAAAAUUUUAUAUGGUGUCCAAUUUAGACUAAACAGAAAUCAUGAUUUUAAAUUCAAAAAUACAACAAAAAUUAAAUAAAAUACAAUAUAUCUAAUCAUAUACUUUUUAAAGCAAUUUAACUGUAAGCGCAAUUGAGUAUUUUAUUGUUAUACUAACAUAUAUUUAAAAAAUCGAUUGCCUAAGUAAUUUUUGCAACGAAAUUAAUCUGAACUAUAAAAAAAAUAUAAGUAUAUGUAUAAGUAAUCGAAGCAAUCACAUUCAAAAAAGACUUCAAACCACUGAAUUUAAAACAAUAAAAAAACUGCAACGAUUUUAUAAAUUUUUGUUAGAAAUCUCAAUUAUGCUUACAUGAUAAUCAAAAUUUUAUAAAUUAAUUUUAUGUUGUUCAACACUAUACAUUACAUAAUAUAAUUAAAUAUUUAAAUAACUACUCGGAAUUGAAGAUUUUACCUACAUACAUAUAUUUUAGAACUGAAUUUCAUUAUUAAAACUAAAAUGUUAUAAAUAUGUGUAUUCCUUAAAUUUUUUAUUUUUAUAAUAUUGUUUUGUUAGAGGAAUUUAUUUACUAUAAUAGUAAUAUGUAUUUAAUUAAACUAUUAUAUUAAUUAUAGUAUUUAUUACUGGUAAAUUAUAA